Paramecium octaurelia is the source of this 1112-nucleotide messenger RNA. The record is from the annotation of a GenBank genome assembly. NCBI's taxonomy places the organism in Eukaryota, Ciliophora, Oligohymenophorea, Peniculida, Parameciidae.
AUGGAUGAAUAUUUAGAAGCUAUCGAUUAAAUAUCAGCUGAGAGGACCAUCCAAAUGUUAAAGUCCCAAAAAAAACCAAAAUUCAAAAUAAAUCGAGUCCCAGAGGAACUGAGAUCAAUCCCCAUAUAUUUAGAUAUAGAAUAUCAGAAUUAUAUUUUCAGAGAUCAAUUUCAUUGGAAUUUGAAUGACUAUCAUAUCAGUCCCCAGGAAUUCGUUGAAAACCUAGUGGUCAGAUUAGGCUUUGGUAAUUCGAAAUAGAUGCAUCAAUAAUUGCUAUUUUAGAUUAUGGAGUAAAUUACAAAUUUAGUAAACAAUAAGGUAUAUUGAAAAACACAGUGUGCACAUCCCUGAAGAUUUAAUAUAAACCUAAAAGAAGCAAUUGUCAGAAAAGAAGAAGCUUAACUAGACGAGUUAAAGAGCCAGCAGAACAUAAAUAACUAGAUUAUCCUAUGGUUAAAACAAAGUAAAUUCUUUAAAUUCUUAUUCCUAAGAAAUGUAUAUAUUGUGAGUUCCUGAAUGUUUAAAGUGGAUUAUAUUGUAAAAAGUGCAGAAUUCCAUUCAUUGUGCUUGACAAUGUGAAUCCAACUGAACCAAUCAUCAGAGCCUGCUUCUUGUUUUAUGAAGUUGUUAUUAACAGAACCAUCUCUCCUAUUGAACCUAGACGACUGGUAAAGGAGGACUUUACAUCACUCUAUAGUCUAAAGAAUAAACUGAUUGAUUUAUCGGGUGAGCAAGAUGUAAUUGAUGAAGUCUUCCAGGAGUUCAUGAAGAACAGAGAUAAUUUGGAUUAGGCAGAUUUCAUUACAUCUUUGAAGGCCCCAAAAGCGAAAUAAAAAAAGAGAUAGGUGAAAAAGGGAGAAUGUGAAGAAGAACCUGAAGAGGAAAGUCAAUAGGAGAAUCAGGAAGAGGAGGAUGAGGAAGAUGAGGAAGAUGAAGAGGAUGAUUAAGAGAAGAAUUAGGAUGAAAAUUAAGAUGAUGAAGAGAAGAGUUAGCAAUCAGAAAAAUAAUCCUUUGAUACUUCAUCAGAAUCAUCUUCUCCCUAAUAACGAAUCAAUACCAGGAGAAGAGUCAAAGAAGAGAUACUAAGGAGAUCUGUAAGAAAGAGAAAGUGA